Clonostachys solani is the source of this 966-nucleotide messenger RNA. Lineage: Eukaryota; Fungi; Ascomycota; Sordariomycetes; Hypocreales; Bionectriaceae. The record is from the annotation of a GenBank genome assembly.
AUGUCGAUUCGGGUGGUGCUACAUAACGUUCCCAGCAAGGCCUUGGGGCGCCGCCUCCUAAGCACGUUUGGCAAAGGAGUCCAUGAGAACCAGACCUUCGGCCUCCCUGAUGGCCGCGAAUACUCGGAUUCGCCGAGUACGGUAGCCGCCUCGGGCGUGGACGAGCUGGCUCGUCGGCGUGGCGUCCGUGUUAUCUCACUGGACCGGCCAGGCUAUGGUCCGUCUACCACGCAGCCUAACCGGACCAUCAUGGACUGGCCCGCCGACAUCCAGGCUUUUGCGGAGGGCAUGAAACUUGACAAAUUUGCCAUCAUCGGCGGCUCAGGUGGCGGGCCUUACGCACCGGCAUGCGCACACGCACUGCCGCGGGAGAUGCUGGCCGGCGUAGGCCUUUUUGCCAGCGCGCCACCGUGGGCGGCUGGCGCGCAUCACAUGUCGCGUGUGCAGAGGGUGAUGUGCUACAUGGCCAAUAACACGCCUGGGGUAUUGAGCGCCGUCAUGCGUGUUCUCGUGGGCGCUGCUAAGAAAAUUGCGGAAUCCAAGCCGGGCCAGAGGAAACUCGAUGAACUGAUUGAGAAGCUGGACAAGGAAGCCGGGCUGCACAAGCCACAGACUUGGGAAAGCGAAGAGGCUGAGGCCAAGGGUAAAAAAGACCAGCGCGACUUUACGAUGAAUCUACUCGUUGGUGAACCGAUGAGGCAGGGCGUGGAUGCUGCGGUUCGCAAAGCAAAGCUGCUGUCUGCUCGCGACUGGGGAUUCAAGUUUGAAGAUGUCGGCUACAACCAGGUCUGGAUAUGGCAUGGGGCCAAUGAUGCGAAUGCUCCUAUUGUCAUGGUCGAAUACUUGGCCAAGAGGCUGCCCCAUUGCACACUCCGCGCGUUCUCAGAUGAUACCCACUUCACCAUGUUCAAACGUCUUGAGGUCGCUUUGGACGACUUGUUUCAUGACGAAAACCGAAAAUCAUAA